GACCUCCCGGGUCUGGGUUGGGGGCGUGGGCCUAGCGCGCGCUGAGAGCCUAUUGGCUGGUCCGGCCGGCUCGCUGCCAGAUUGGCAGGAGCCACGCCCUCUGGCGUGCCCCCGCGAGCUGGGCGCGGGAGAACAAGCAGGAGGCCAUCAUGAGGAAGCCACGAGGAGCUGUGGGAAGUGGUCACAGGAAGCAGGCAGCCAGCAAGAAGCGAAGAAAACAACAUGCCCUUGGUAGCAGCCAAAUUGCACCUUCUGACCCUGAUGCCUGCACAGGGAGAAUCCCUGAGUGUCCUGAGGCCCCAGCAGGCCCGGCCAGACAGCAGGAAGAGGUGGUGUCGCAGGCCUCCGUCUCCCCGUACCAUCUGUUCAGAGAUUCAGCUGAAGUCACAGCCUUCCGUGAGGGCCUGCUGAACUGGUAUGACCGUGAGAAGCGGGACCUACCCUGGAGGAGACGGGCAGAGGAUGAGGUGGACCCAGACAGGCGGGCGUAUGCUGUGUGGGUCUCAGAGGUCAUGCUGCAGCAGACUCAGGUUGCCACGGUGAUCAACUACUACACCCGAUGGAUGCAGAAGUGGCCAACACUGCAGGACCUGGCCAGUGCUUCCCUGGAGGAGGUGAACCAGCUCUGGGCUGGCCUGGGCUACUAUUCUCGAGGCAGGAGGCUGCAGGAGGGAGCUCGGAAGGUGGUAGAGGAACUUGGGGGCCAUGUGCCACGAACCGCAGAGACCCUGCAGCGGCUCCUGCCUGGUGUGGGGCGCUACACAGCUGGGGCCAUAGCUUCCAUCGCCUUUGGCCAGGCAACCGGCGUGGUAGAUGGGAAUGUGGUGCGGGUGCUGUGCCGUGUUCGAGCCAUUGGUGCUGAUCCCAGCAGCGCUCCUGUCUUCCAGCAGCUCUGGAGCUUCGCCCAGCAGUUGGUGGACCCAGUACGGCCAGGGGACUUCAACCAAGCAGCCAUGGAGCUGGGGGCCACAGUGUGCACCCCGCAGCGCCCACUCUGCAAACGAUGCCCUGUGCAGCGCUUGUGCCGGGCCCGCCAGAGGGUGGAGCAAGAACAGCUGUCUGCUUCACGGAGCCUGCCAGGCAAUCCUGAUGUAGAGGAGUGUGCUCUUGGUACUGGACAGUGCCAGCUGUGCCCACCUCCUUCAGAACCCUGGGACCAGACCCUGGGAGUGGCCAACUUUCCCCGAAAGGCCAGCCGCAGGCCCCCCAGGGAGGAGUGCUCUGCCACCUGUGUCCUGGAGCAGCCCAAGGCCCUUGGAGGUGCCCGCAUUCUGCUGGUCCAGAGGCCCAGCUCAGGUCUGCUGGCAGGGCUGUGGGAGUUCCCGUCCGUGACCUUGGAGUCCCCAGUGCAGCAUCAGCACAAGGCACUGCUUCAGGAACUGCAGAGUUGGGCUGGGCCCCUCCCUGCUGCUCAGCUCCGGCACCUCGGGGAGGUGGUCCACACGUUCUCUCACAUCAAGGUGACGUAUCAAGUGUAUGGUCUGGCCCUGGAAGGCCAGACCUUGGCAAGCACACCACCUGGCGCUCGCUGGCUGACCCGGGAGGAAUUUCACACUGCGGCAGUCUCCACGGCCAUGAAAAAGGUUUUCCGUGUGUAUGAGGGCCAAAAGCCAGGGACCUGCAAGGUAAGUCUCUUGGCCUCCACCCAGCUGUCUCUUCCCAGGCCCACAUCCAUGGGCACUUAGCCGGUCAGCUGACACGUUUGGGUGAAUCUUCUCCGCUCCAGGUUUCACUAGAUGGGGAGGAAAAGUUCCUGAUCUGGGGACUUGACAAUGUCAGGUGCAGGGUCUGGGGACAAAAGCACCUUGAUGAGGACAGUCCAGUUCACAGUGUGGGAAAUGUUCGUGCUAGGUUUUAUGGGAAAUGAGAUGGGGAGCCAUUCAUUCUGUCUGGGAGCCCAGGAUCUCAAAAGGUUGCUUGGGAGUGGGUGGUAACCUGGGUCCUUAAAAUGAGUGGUUUCCUCAGGUUUGGGAGGGGUCUCUGCAGUAAGGAUGCUCUUUCCAGAUCCCAAAGUAAGGUGAGGACAGGUGGGGCACAGUGCAAUCUGCAGUGCUCAGAGAGCAGUGGGUGUUGGCUUAGCUGCAGAGGUCAGUCGGGUGUGGACAGCAGGCCACUGCGGCAUUUUAGGUGGGAGAGACACGGGCUCAGGGUUGCGUCUUUGAAAGGUUUUCAUGAGUUACCUUUUGGAAAGUUGGCUGAAGGGGCAGAUAGUGGAGGCAGCCCGAAAGCCCUCCAGGAUUUCCGGCUAGAAGC
Oryctolagus cuniculus (rabbit) is the source of this 2253-nucleotide messenger RNA. Lineage: Eukaryota; Metazoa; Chordata; Mammalia; Lagomorpha; Leporidae. The record is from RefSeq and is a predicted model, not a curated record.